AUGUAACCUGUAACAGAAGCUGUGGGAGGGUGUGUGUAGGGAUGUUGUGAGAAGGUUCCAUGGCAGAAUUAACGGUGGAAUGUUGAGUGGCCCAGCAAUCUAGAGAACAGAACAAUUGAAAUCAUCGUACAGUGAGUUAAUUUGCCGCUCCAUCCGGGAUGCAGGCGCUGAGAGAGGCUCUGGAGCACUGCUCGUCUACGUUGAACCAGGGAUCCCCCGCACGGACUCGUCACCAGCUACAAGCCCUGGUGCACUGUCUGCUGCUGACUUACAAAUCCCGGGAAGAGAAUGUGGUGUCCGCAGCCUCAAGUCCACUGUUAAGCUGCCCGGGUUGCGGUAACCUAUUACUUGACCCCGUGACAGCACAGUGCGGUCACACGUACUGCCGACACUGUCUGAAAGGGGAGCCCAGGAGCCGCUGUCGCCUGUGCCGGGGUGACAUGGGCCGCUUACCCCGACGGACUUGUGUUCUGCUAAAGAAUGUGACCGAUAAAUGGUUCCCGCAGGUUGCUAGAUUUAGCUGGCAGGACCGGUGUAUCUCCGAGCUGCUGGAGGCCCAAGAGUACCGGGAGGUGAUACGGAAGAGCCAGGAAGCCCUUCAGGAAGAGCCUUAUGACUUGACGCUACAUGUUUACAUGGCUGAGGCAUACAGCGGACUAUAUGAAUAUGAUCGAGCUCUUGAGGAACUGAACUUUGUACUUUUAAAUCAGCCCAACUGGCCAGAGGUGUACUCUAAGAAGGCAAAUGUGUUGCAGAAAAUGGGACACCUGUAUGAAUCCUUGAAGUUUUAUCUUCAUUGUCUGGCACUUGAUGAAGAGUUUGGACCUGCCAGGGAAGAAAUAGAAAAGUUACUUUGUGACUUGUUAUCUCCGGUACCAGAGAAUGUGAAAGAAUCUUUGAAGGAUCCUGUUUGGAAUUCACCAGCACGUUCCCCACUCAAACCAUUUGUGCUUGGCACUGACGAAGAACCUGCCCAUAACCGCUGUGAGGAUGAGAAUAAGGACAUGCCAAAAGCAAAGGAUUUGAGUAGCAGUUGCCUACACAGAGUGCAAUCCAUACAACUGAUUUACUCUCCUGAAGAGCCAGCCGCAAGCGAGAGCCUUAAAAGGGUGGCAUCAGAGCCAUUAUUAUCCAGAAAGGAAAAGGGAAUCUUUCUAAAAAGAAAAUUUUCUUUCUCUGAACAAGAUGCAAGUGUAUGUGAAGAUGAAAGAAAGAAGCAUGUGAAGCAGGAAGAAACAUCAGAACCAGGAAAAUAUUUAAUUGCCAGCAGGAAUAUUCCAGAAGGUCAUGUUGAUCUGGCCGAUUUUGAAUGCUCCCUUUGUAUGAGAUUAUUCUAUGAGCCAGUGACCACCCCAUGUGGACAUACGUUUUGCAAAAAAUGUUUGGAGCGUUGUUUAGAUCACACACCACAGUGUCCCUUAUGCAAAGAAAGUUUGACAGAGUACCUAGCUACUAGAAACUACAAUGUGACCCAUAUGUUGGAAGAUCUAAUAAAGAGGUAUCUCCCUGAAGCGCUGUCAGAUAGGAAAAUAAUCCAUGAAGAAGAAACAGCAGAGAUAUCAAACUUAACAAUGAAUGUGCCUGUGUUUGUUUGCACAAUGGCAUAUCCCACUGUGCCUUGCCCUCUUCAUGUGUUUGAGCCCAGAUACAGACUUAUGAUUCGAAGGUGCAUGGAAACUGGUACAAAAAAAUUUGGAAUGUGCAUAAGUGACCCAGAAAAGAGUUUUGCAGAUCAUGGCUGCAUGUUGCAAAUAAGAAAUGUUCAUUUUUUACCUGAUGGCCGAUCUGUGGUAGAUACAGUUGGAGGAAAACGGUUUCGAGUUUUGAAGAGAGGAAUGAGAGAUGGUUAUUGGACGGCUGACAUUGAAUACUUAUCAGAUAUUCAGGUAGAAGAUGCAAAGUUGCAGGAACUUAAAGACCUUCACGAUGCGGUGUAUAUGCAGGCUUGUCGUUGGUUUCAGAAUUUAAGAUAUAGAUUUCGUAGCCAAAUCCUUCAUCACUUUGGAGCAAUGCCAGAGAUAGAGGAAAAUAUACAGGCAGUUCCCAAUGGUCCUGCUUGGUGCUGGUGGCUUCUUGCUGUUUUACCUGUGGAUCGCAGGUAUCAGUUGUCUGUCCUUUCUGUGACAUCACUUCAAGAUCGUCUGCUGAAACUCCAACACAUACUGACAUGUUUUUCCAGAAACCAAUCCAAAUGACUAACCGCCUGGAGCUUCCUGAAAAACUAUCCUGUGCUGGCUGUCGUUAUGGCAGGACUUUUUGCUGUCUUUGCACAUGUGACAUUGGUUAGAGAAGUGUUCACAAAUUAAUGACUUUUGGUUUACAACCCUUAACUACUCAAAAGAAAAUAAUAUGGAAUCAGUCUAUGCUUCUGUGUUAUGAUAAAAUUCUUGCACUAUGUAUAAAACUUUUUGUUUAAAUUAAUAUAUAAAUGUUGUUUUUUUCUAUUUCUUUGCUGCUUUCAGUUUAUUCCUGAAUUACAUUUUUAAGUAAAAACAUUCAGUGGAAA
This is a messenger RNA of Bombina bombina (fire-bellied toad), 2506 nucleotides long. RefSeq names its product LON peptidase N-terminal domain and ring finger 1 (gene LONRF1). The coding region runs from base 159 to 2195 and encodes 678 amino acids. The record is from RefSeq and is a predicted model, not a curated record. The transcript has 12 exons. Lineage: Eukaryota; Metazoa; Chordata; Amphibia; Anura; Bombinatoridae. Gene Ontology annotation, molecular function: protein binding.